AUGUCCAUAGAUAUCAACUGGGAGGCCGCCACCUCUGGUCCCGAUGGCGAAGAACUCGCUGAACGAAUCCGGUGUUUCAUCCACGACAAAUUUCAGCAGAUAGCGCUUCCGCGAUUCAUCCGCUCAGUGGAAGUGAACUCAUUUGAUUUCGGGACAGUUUCGCCGGAGCUGCAGGUCAGGGAUAUAUGUGAUCCAUUUAACGAUUUUUACGAAGAAGAUGAGGACGGUGGGGAGUUGUCGGACAGCUCCGAUGGUGACGAACCUGUUCCAUCGAGUCUGAGUUUAAGCCAGUCGACGCUGAAGGGCGAUGCGGGCAGUCCUAGCAGCAGCAAUGAGGGUGGCAGUGGGAUUUCAAAUGGCCGUUUGGGGUAUUUCCAGAGACUGCACGGAUCCAGGGAAUAUUCCGGAGAGUUUCCACAGCCAUUGAUGUCGCCUAUCAAUUUGGGGGAGUCGUUUAAUCCGUAUCUCUUCCCUCGAGCGGGAACUCCUGGUAUACCUGGAGGGACGUCUCAUAUCGGGUAUUAUAAUAUGCCACGUGGAGGACUUUCUGGAACCCAGACACCCCUGGCGUCUGUUGCAUCUGUGGCAAGGGGCGGUCCGUUAUCGCUGGCGGAGGGCUGGCCACCUCCUGCUCGGCAAAGGGAGCGUGCUCGUAGCUCGGAUACGGAUGUGGACUCGCCUCAGUCUCGAUCACGGCCGUCUACGUCGAGUACGCGGCAACUUACACCCAUUGAAGGUGGUACGCCUCGGGACCCAGCAGAGAUACCAGAAUCAGAGUCAAUUAUCACGGGUCAUCUGGAUAGUGCGCUUCCUACACGGCGCAUAAGAGAGCGGAAGCCAGACGAUUUCCAGGUUCUUUGUCGGCUGCAGUAUUCUGGCAACAUGAGGCUAUCGAUAACUGCUCAGAUAUUGCUGGACUACCCUAUGCCUAGCUUCGUAGGUUUGCCGCUGAAGCUUAACAUUACUGGAUUUACGUUCGACGGGGUCGCUGUUGUAGCGUACAUCCGGAGGAGGAUACAUGUUUGCUUUCUUUCGCCCGAGGAUGCAGAUACCUUGCUCGGGGCAGACGAUAAGAUGUCUGCUGCUGAGGACUAUCACGACCACCAUGGCCACCAUAGCCACCACUCUGGGAAUGCAAAUACAGCUGGCUCACGGCGUUCUAAUGAAAGUCUACUACGUGAGAUACGGGUGGAAAAGUGA
Molecule: messenger RNA, 1200 nt
Organism: Nannizzia gypsea CBS 118893
Lineage: Eukaryota; Fungi; Ascomycota; Eurotiomycetes; Onygenales; Arthrodermataceae
Product: mitochondrial inheritance component mdm12
Exons: 1
Coding region: 1-1200 (399 amino acids)
Biological process (GO): phospholipid transport; mitochondrion organization
Cellular component (GO): ERMES complex
Molecular function (GO): lipid binding
Source: RefSeq, a predicted model, not a curated record